AUGCCCAUGAACCAGUAUUGCACAAGAAAUCGACUUUUCCUUUUGCCAGCAUCGUCGAUCGCAUCGGAUUGUAUUAGAGUUUUUAGAGUGUCAAAGUCGAUUCGGUUGGUCCUUCGAAGCGCUUGUCGAAUCAAACCUCCGAUUCUCAGAUAG
This is a messenger RNA of Melampsora larici-populina 98AG31, 153 nucleotides long. RefSeq lists its product as uncharacterized. The transcript is spliced from 2 exons. Bases 1 to 153 code for a protein of 50 amino acids. The record is from RefSeq and is a predicted model, not a curated record. NCBI's taxonomy places the organism in Eukaryota, Fungi, Basidiomycota, Pucciniomycetes, Pucciniales, Melampsoraceae.